This is a messenger RNA of Dryobates pubescens (Downy woodpecker), 7010 nucleotides long. It is a transcript of the gene STXBP5, whose product is annotated as syntaxin binding protein 5. The record is from RefSeq and is a predicted model, not a curated record. The coding region runs from base 428 to 3862 and encodes 1144 amino acids. NCBI's taxonomy places the organism in Eukaryota, Metazoa, Chordata, Aves, Piciformes, Picidae. The transcript is spliced from 27 exons. Gene Ontology annotation, cellular component: SNARE complex; cytoplasm; plasma membrane. Gene Ontology annotation, molecular function: myosin II binding; syntaxin binding; GTPase activator activity. Gene Ontology annotation, biological process: regulation of protein secretion; regulation of exocytosis.
GGAGGCUCCGUGGAGAGAAGAGGCAGCCCGCACACCUCCGGCGGCGGAGGGGCGUCCGGGGCGGGGCCGGGCGGGCCCGGGGCGAGCCGUGCUCGCCGGAAGGCGGGGCGCGGAGCGGCCGCGGGCGGCGGCGCUGGUGGGGCUGACCGGCUCCUGUUUGCUUGGCUUCAGUCUCCGUCUCCGAGCUCCCGAGCCCCAAUGAGGAGCAUCUCUGCGCUGCCGGACUGACGCCUGGCCGCCCGCCCCGCAGACGAGGAGGAGCGCUGCCCCGCGGCGGAGAGCGCGGCACCCCUGAUCGCGGGCCGCCCCUGCACCGCCCUCCCCGACGGGGGCUCGUCUGCCGCCUGCGGGGUGGGCGGCGCGGCGCGGCGGGCGGCAGUGACAGCGCGGCGGCGGCGAGGCCGGGGGAGCGCCGCCGCCGAAGACCAUGAGGAAAUUUAACAUCAGGAAGGUGCUGGACGGCCUGACAGCGGUCUCCGCUGUCGCCUCGGCGUCGUCCACCGCGCAACAGCAGCAGGCGGGGAACCGGGAGACUGAAAUCCAGGAGACUCUCCAGUCCGAGCACUUCCAGCUCUGCAAGACUGUCCGCCAUGGUUUCCCCUAUCAACCUUCAGCUUUGGCGUUUGAUCCUGUUCAGAAAAUACUGGCCAUUGGGACGCAGACUGGCGCACUAAGGCUCUUUGGUCGGCCAGGAGUUGAAUGUUACUGCCAACACGAGAGUGGAGCUGCAGUAAUCCAGCUUCAGUUCCUGAUUAAUGAGGGAGCUCUUGUGAGUGCCUUGGCUGAUGAUACCUUACACCUGUGGAACUUACGUCAGAAGAGACCUGCUAUACUUCAUUCGCUCAAAUUUAACCGAGAACGGAUAACGUUUUGUCAUCUGCCUUUCCAAAGUAAAUGGCUCUACGUGGGAACCGAAAGAGGAAACAUUCACAUUGUCAAUGUGGAGUCAUUUACUCUCUCAGGCUAUGUCAUCAUGUGGAAUAAAGCCAUUGAACUGUCAUCCAAAUCUCACCCAGGACCUGUUGUCCACAUUAGCGACAAUCCAAUGGAUGAAGGAAAGCUUCUGAUUGGCUUUGAGUCUGGAACAGUGGUAUUAUGGGAUCUGAAGUCCAAGAAGGCAGACUACAGAUACACACAUGAUGAGGCUAUCCACUCUGUGGCUUGGCAUCAUGAAGGAAAACAAUUUGUUUGUAGUCACUCAGAUGGUACCUUGACCAUAUGGAAUGUAAAAUCUCCUACCAAACCAUUCCAGACGAUCACUCCGCAUGGAAAGCAGUUGAAGGAUGGAAAGAAGCCAGAACCCUGCAAGCCUAUUCUUAAGGUGGAAUAUAAAACAACUAGAGCUGGAGAGCCUUUCAUCAUUCUCUCAGGAGGCUUGUCGUAUGACACUGUAGGAAGAAGGCCGUGUUUAACAGUUAUGCAUGGGAAAAGUACUGCAGUGCUAGAAAUGGAUUAUUCAAUUGUUGAUUUUCUAACCCUCUGUGAAACACCAUAUCCUAAUGACUUCCAAGAACCAUAUGCUGUAGUUGUUCUCCUAGAAAAGGACUUAGUACUGAUUGACCUUGCACAAAAUGGGUACCCUAUAUUUGAGAAUCCCUAUCCUUUGACUAUUCAUGAAUCUCCAGUUACCUGUUGUGAAUAUUUUGCUGAUUGCCCUGUGGACCUCAUACCUGCACUCUAUUCAGUUGGCGCUCGACAGAAACGUCAAGGUUACAGUAAGAAGGAAUGGCCUAUCAGUGGAGGCAACUGGGGUUUGAUCACUCAGAGUUAUCCAGAGAUAAUUAUUACAGGGCAUGCUGAUGGGUCAAUCAAGUUUUGGGAUGCCUCAGCAAUAACGCUGCAAGUACUCUACAAGCUAAAAACAGCCAAAGUAUUUGAAAAAUCACGGAAUAAAGAUGACAGGCCAAACACAGAUAUAGUAGAUGAAGAUCCCUAUGCUAUUCAGAUCAUCUCAUGGUGUCCAGAAAGUAGAAUGCUGUGUAUAGCUGGAGUUUCUGCACAUGUGAUUAUUUACAGGUUCAGCAAACAGGAAGUGACAACCGAAGUCAUUCCGAUGCUGGAAGUACGUCUGUUAUAUGAAAUAAAUGAUGUUGAAUCUCCAGAUGGGGAACAGGUGCCACCUUUACCAACUCCAGGGACAGGUUCCAAUCCUCAGUCCAUUGUUCCUCAGUCUCAUCCAUCUACUAGUAGCAGUUCAUCUGAUGGACUUCGUGAUAAUGUCCCAUGUUUAAAAGUUAAAAAUUCUCCUCUCAAGCAGUCUCCAGGAUACCAAAUUGAGCUAGUUAUCCAGCUAGUGUGGGUGAGUGGAGAGCCACCUCAGCAGAUAACUAGCUUGGCAGUCAACUCAGCAUACGGCCUAGUAGUUUUUGGAAACUGCAAUGGUAUUGCCAUGGUUGAUUACCUCCAGAAGACAGUGCUCUUGAAUCUAGGCACUAUUGAACUGUAUGGCUCCAAUGACCCUUAUCGCAGGGAGCCACGAUCUCCCCGAAAAUCUCGACAACCGUCUGGAGGUAUGCUGACUGUGGCUUCUUGCAUGUGCAGCCUUUCUAUCUUAUAUUCAGAGUCUAUGAGAAAGCUUCGCACCUCUUACAUAACAGGUCUUUGUGAUAUUAAUGAAGGUACAGUGGUGCCAGAAGACCGCUGCAAAUCGCCUACUUCAGCAAAGAUGUCCAGGAAGCUAAGUUUGCCAACUGAGUUAAAGCCUGAUUUAGAUGUCAAAGACAACUCUUUCAGUCGGUCCCGGAGUUCUAGUGUAACUAGCAUUGACAAAGAGUCACGAGAGGCAAUUUCAGCUCUUCAUUUCUGUGAGACUUUCACAAGAAAGACUGAUACGUCGCCUUCCCCAUGCCUGUGGGUUGGAACCACACUGGGUACAGUGCUUGUCAUUGUAUUGAAUUUACCCCCAGGAGGAGAGCAAAGACUUCUUCAGCCAGUAAUUGUUUCUCCUAGUGGAACCAUCCUAAGGCUUAAAGGGGCUAUCUUGAGAAUGGCUUUUCUGGAUACUACAGGAUCUUUGGUUCCACCAGCACAUGAGCCCUGGAGAGAACACAAUGUUCCUGAAGAUAAAGAUGAAAAAGAUAAGUCGAAAAAGCGAAGACCUGUCUCAGUGUCUCCCUCUUCUUCUCAGGAAAUCAGUGAAAACCAGUAUGCAGUGAUAUGCUCAGAAAAGCAAGCAAAAGUUAUCUCACUGCCAUCCCAGAACUGUAUUUAUAAGCAAAACAUAACAGAGACUUCUUUUGUUCUUCGUGGAGACAUAGUGUCAUUGAGUAAUAGUAUCUGCCUUGCAUGUUUCUGUGCCAAUGGACAUAUUAUGACUUUUAGUUUGCCAAGUUUAAGGCCGUUGCUGGAUGUAUAUUAUCUGCCGCUGACCAAUAUGCGGAUAGCCAGAACAUUCUGCUUCACCAAUAACGGACAAGCACUCUAUCUUGUCUCACCAACUGAAAUACAGAGGCUCACUUACAGUCAAGAAACGUGUGAAAAUCUUCAGGAAAUGUUAGGUGAGCUCUUCACUCCUGUAGAAACACCAGAAGCACCGAACAGGGGGUUCUUUAAAGGACUGUUUGGAGGUGGGGCACAAUCACUUGACAGAGAAGAACUCUUUGGGGAAUCGGCAUCUGGGAAGGCAUCAAGGAGUCUGGCUCAGCAUAUUCCUGGUCCUGGGGGUAUUGAAGGUGUCAAAGGAGCAGCAUCCGGUGUAGUUGGUGAACUGGCACGAGCCCGGUUGGCCCUAGAUGAAAGAGGACAGAAACUAGGAGAACUGGAAGAAAAAACUGCAGCUAUGCUUUACAGUGCUGACUCUUUCUCUAAACAUGCUCAUGAGAUGAUGCUGAAGUACAAAGACAAGAAGUGGUACCAAUUCUGAUGCUGCUCAUCAAUUACAUCUGUUUUAAUUUUGUCCUGAUGGAAAAAAUACUUUUCAUUAAUUUUGGCAGGACCACUGAAAUUUAAAGGAGUAUUCACCAUUGAAUACUGUUGUUUCCUAGCACAAAUCACACACUUUUACCUCAGUCGUGGCUUUAACUGAGGAGCUUUAUAUUUAAAAGAAAAAACACACAGAAAAACCAAACUUGAGUGGUUUUGUAGCUAUUGGUUAGCUGACAGUGGUUACAGAAGGUAAACUAGAAUAUGUGGAAAAAAGGGCAAAGGAAAAACGUGGUGUGAGAUGGACAGGGGCAAUGCAGGGUCAAUCUUGUGUUAAUAUUUCAUAUGCCAAAAGUUUUUCUGCUAUUGUAAUUGCUGCCAGUGUUAUACCCUCCUGUGAGGAGAGGCAAUAAAUCAGGAGUCCAAGAGCUGGAAUAAAGAUGUUUGUCUUGCUGGAUGGUAGCUGACUUACACUUAUCUUCUCUAGGACUCACUAUAUUUACCAUUAUUGUUGAAGAGUUGAAGUCUACUGUCACUUCUUUCAUCAGAAGAGCUUGGAAGCUUGCAAGAUAUCUUGUUGAAAAUUGUAUACAUAGUUGACCUGUGCAUAGUCUUUUCUUGGACCCCUGAUCUAGUAUUCCUGUAUUCAUAUUCAGUGAAGUGCAAACCAAGACUAUACAAUUUUUGCAUUAAAGUCAAGUGAAUAAUAUGACUGGAAUGUGUCAAGCUGGGAGUUUUCAUUCGUGUCAUAGCUGUGCAAUGUGAAAAGUGGUUAACACUUUCAUUGUGGUAACAGUACUUCAACUUCUGUUGAGUUAAAUAUUUUUUGCCAAAGCCAGUUACUGGUUCAAUUUAUAUAACAUUUAGUAUUGGCUGUGAGUUCCAUUCAUGCUGUGACUUCUAUAAAUGUUUAACAGAAUGUAUCUACAGCUGUUAAUUAAAAUAGCUGAGACAGUUUUCCUCAAAACUUAAUUUUGAGAUGCCCCUUUAUCUGAUUUCAUAGUAAAGGACUGAUCUUGGCCUCAGGUUUUCAAACAGUUUUACACUCUGUGCAGGUGCUGAUGCAUGAAUAAUGGCAAGCAUCUAAUAUUUAGUAGUUAUCAGUAUAGUCUUGAGCAAAUUUCUGAAUCCUGCUAGUAGAGCUAUUUUACAAGUACUUAUCUCAGGCCCACCCAGCACUAAAGGCAAUUGGCCUGAAGUUUGGAUUUAGUCUCUAAAGCAGUGUUUUCAACAUGGGCCCUGGUAAGUGUUCACUUGGUGAACUAAUUAGUGAAAUAAUGCUCAGUUUGGGUAAGGUAAACAAUAUAGCUGAGCAGCUGCACUAGAGCUCUAACAGUGGAAAUUAUCAGUGCCCUUUUAAAAAGAUAAUUCCUUAAAUAAAUCUUUGCAUUUCAAAAGUUUAUUUAUACUCUUUUCCUUAGAGCAAGAACAGUUACUGACUGGAUUUGUUUUAUGAAAGGGAGCACUUAGGAGCUGGUAGCUCUGCAUUGUCUGAAAUUAGUCAUUCGAGUUUGCUUUUCCAAGCAUGUUUGGGGUUUUUUCACACACUUUCUGAAUGUUCCCAAAGCAAAACCGUGGUUAUAUUUGUGUUGUAAAGUGAUGCAAAUAAGGCAACCUUACAAAACACUUCAAAGGAUGCCAAAUACUGAAGUUAACCAAUGAUUCAUGAUCAAUGUUUUGGUGGUUUGGGUUUUCUUCAAAUGAAAUGCAAAUAUGUUUGGUCUUUACAGCACAAAUUGAAACAUUUUCUGAUUAUAAGCAUAGUGUCAUUUAACUACAUAGUACAAGUGAAGUCUGUUGCCAGACAUGUCCACCACUCAAAGAGCAGGACAAUUUGAACAAGCAUCAUUAUGAUUUCUUAAGGGUUCCGUCUCAUACCUACUGAGGCAAUGUACAGCUACUCACCACACAGUUUUUGCUCUCUACAUGGUUAAUUUUAAGUGUAAUUAAUGCAAAUCUAAAUUAUCACUAUUGCAAUAAAAAUCCAGAUAGGAGAAAACUAGGUGAACAACGGUCCAUUUCCAAAAAUAAAACACCCUAGCUGACACUUGUCACCUUCAUUCUCUUGCAUUUGAGUUGACUGGUUUAACAUUUGACCUGGCGAAGAUUAGACUAUGUUUCAGAGCAAGAGAAUCCGGGAAAAUGAGUCUGGUCAGGUUCUAGGGGAGAGGAUGGUAAAAGUACUGUCCAGAAAACCGUAUCAGUUCAAUGGAAGAUGACCUUGCUUUGAAAGCAAAGCGAACUGAACUUUCUCAAGAAACGUUUGACAACCACCAGCAAGCAAAAAAAUAAGAGGCAAUGAGAGACCAUCUGCCAGUUCAAGAAGAGUAGUGGUUUAUUUGGUAUUGCAGAAUUUGUCACAGUAGAAUCCUUUUUUCUCUUGCAUAUGUUCAGAACAUGCUUCUAUAGUUGAAAACUAAUUGAGUGAUUGCUCAUGAGAUGAAUACACAAAUGGGGUUUGGUCAAUAAAAGGGGCUAUGUACAACUUCAGUCUAAAAUGUUCCUUUUUCCUUCUGUCUGGAAGGAAGUAGAUCAUGCACACAUCGUUCCAUCAUAUUUUGCUAUUGGUGCACCUUUUGUACAGCAAUGUAUAUUGAAAUCUGGGGAGGGAAGUACCCCUUCUUGUUUUGAGGGUUUUGCCAGGGUUUUAGUUGUGUGACUUUUUUUUUUCAGUGUCUGGAAAACUAUAAAACUUUUUUCAUUCUUUCUGAUGGAAGUGUAAGAAACUGCUGCUACCUGUCUGUUUAUACGUAGUGUGUCUCAUUAGGAACUGUAAACUGAAGAAGCUUUUCUUCACUUUUAGUCCUGCCAAACUGUAACUUUUGAAUGUCAAUAUGUGUAAAUGUGUGUAUUCCAAAUAAGUCUGAAAGUGUUACACCACAGGCAUCUCCGGUUAUUUGUUCUUCAGCAAAUGGUCAGUUAUGAAAUAUAGUAGUAUAUAGCUGUGUUCCUUGUCUGUCUUUAUGCAAAGAUAUUUUGCCUGAGGUGAUACUUGCACGGCAAGUUAAUUUGGAAAGCUACAUCCAAAAGAGGGUUUUUGGAAGCAAGUUCAUUUCCUUUUUGCCUUUUUGUUUCCCUUUUCUUCUCCAUGGUAACUUCAAGGGUUUGUUUUGGUUGCAUUUUGUUGUUUGGGGUCUUUUUGUUGGUGG